GAACAAGAGGCGUGCUCUUUCCAAUCUUCUCCCGAUAAAGAAAUUUAGAUUCAAAGCUCUUCUUCAUCGACGGGAGAGGCGACCACUUCGUUCUGGAUUUUUCUUGGUUUCUCAGAAUAUCCUCGUCGUCCUUUUUGUUCGAAUUCAGGAAUCAUGCCAGGAAAUCCUGGUUGUACGUUAUAUAUUGGUAGCUUGGAUGAGAGGGUUUCUGAUAGGGUCUUGUAUGAGAUCCUCAUUCAAGCGGGGCGGGUAGUUGAUUUGUACAUACCUCGAGACAAGGAAACCAAUCGACCCAAAGGCUAUGCAUUUGCAGAAUACGAAACUGAGGAGGUAGCAGAUUAUGCUGUCCGGCUUUUCUCUGGUCUUGUCACUCUCUACAACAGGACAUUGAAAUUUGCGAUUUCCGGGCAAGAUAAGUCCUCGCAGAACUUGUCUUCGCCAUUCACGCCUCCAUCAAUCUCAGUUCCUAAGCCAAGAUUUCACCCUGGACAACCUAAUGGUACCGAAUCUUUCCAGCAUCCAUUGAAGUUAUCCUCAUCUUGCAGUACCCCACCAAAUUAUGCACAAGAGCCUCCUCCCCCUGGAUAUAACAUAUAUAGAUCAAAUAUCUACAGCAACAACUAUGAUUACAGUCGGAGGGUAUUCGGGUCGACUUUGAGUAGUAUUGGCUCCUAUAGUUCAGGACGAACGCCGUAUGAUUCCAGAAAACCAAUCGCUUACCUUCCGAAAUGACAUUGCUGACACUGAUAAUGUUGGCUUUCACAUCUAGUGCGGAGAGUAGAUUGGUAUCGCCCCUACUCAGUUGUAGUGCCACUGAUGUGAAAAUGUCAAAGGUUGGCAAUAGAUGUCUGAGCGGUUAAGUUGUUGGCUAGUGCUUAGAGUAGGUAUCACCUCAGUUGUGUGGCUAGUGUGCAGUUGUUGAAGGUUAGCGAUUGACAGUAAUGUUGUGCAGAAAAGUGGUUGGCUAGUUAUUCUCCUUGGGGUUUCGGGGGUAGUACCCAUUCCAUUGCUUGGAUCUUUGGUGGCUUUACACUUUCCUUGCCAAGUGCAUUUGAUGUGAAAAGGUAGUUUUGUUUUCAAUAUUGAAACAUCUUGCUGUAGUGAUUACAAUUAGUAAGAGCCAGUCAGGUAACAAACUAAUCCCUAUACUUAGUGUAUUUUCUUAUUCUGAUCAGGAGGUUAUAAUGUUUAGAUUUGUUUGUUUCAUUUGAGUAGGACUUUUUGGACUUCAGUUCUAAUUAGACUUUUCCAUCAUUGUGGAUAGAAGAUAUUAGUAGUGUUACAGAACUUGUAAGCUUAAGUAUGAGUUCAGUUCAUUGCUAGUUUUUUUUUUUUUAAGUUAUUAUCAUUAUUAUUUGUUGUGGGGUGGGGGAACUACUCCUUGGAGCAUGUUUUUCUGUAUAAGCUUAGGCAGUGCAAGCACACAGUGAAUCCUAUAACAAUAGAAGGAGAAUUGUGUUUGUUCCUUGUAUCUUUGACAUUUUGGUGCACGGGUUGUUUAAUGGCACAUCUACUGUAUACAUGUUGGCUGUUGUUCAUUGUGGCA
This is a messenger RNA of Macadamia integrifolia, 1546 nucleotides long. Its product is annotated as splicing factor 3B subunit 4. Bases 154 to 732 code for a protein of 192 amino acids. Gene Ontology annotation, molecular function: RNA binding. The record is from RefSeq and is a predicted model, not a curated record. NCBI's taxonomy places the organism in Eukaryota, Viridiplantae, Streptophyta, Magnoliopsida, Proteales, Proteaceae. The transcript has 4 exons.